UACGUGUUUGUGUUCUCAGAUCAUCCCCAUCCCUCCUAUUUCUGCGGGCCCAUGCAGCAUGUCGUCCUCUUCCUCGCUCUCCCUGGACGUGCAUCACUGGGGGCUGGUUGCACGUCAUCUAGACAACGUGCUGGACGUGUUUGCGCUGAGCAGGACAUCCAAGCGCAUGUUUGAUGAACUGGUGUAUCAGGUUCCAAAGCACUCCAUCGCCACAGAUCCGCCCGUCCGCGGCUCGCAACCAGGCCUACUCCUCCGCUGGGAUCGACCUCUUCUGCCCACUCACCGCAGCAGUGAUGGCGGUGAUUGCGGUGAUUGCGGUGAUGGUGGUGGUGAUGGUCAGAGAGCUAAGAGGCCUAAGAAGGAACAGAGGCGCAGCGGAGGCUCAUCACACCGUCGAACUCCCGCCCUGCCCGUCGACACCGCCAGCAGACGCCACCAACACUACCAACAACCCAGUGCAAGCACAUCCGGCUCAACCUUGCCCCAAGCUUGGGUGCGGUCAGAGGAGGAGGAGGAUUCGCAGCCAGCAAAGUCAAUCAGAUCCCACCCGCACGCAGGCGGAGAUCCGCGACUGUUGGCGCCGUGGCCAGAGGCGGCGUAUCCACUCUUUGAUCGCACAACAGACAUGAACGACAUUGUCUUUAAUCGCCAGCGGCUGUUUGCCUACGCGUGGAUUGGCCUCUGGAUCAACCCUUGUGCCAUGACAGAAGCAGAGCUCGCGUGGCUAGCAGCGGAUCCCCGAUGCAGCUCAUCCGUGCGCUUCUACCCGCUGUGGCCCGAUCGCCGCCUGCACAUGUACAUCGGGUGCGCCUGCGUUGCCCUAGGCACCGUAUCCGAGAGCACGCUCAGCUCCAUGAUCCCAAAUCUCUGCAGCAAACACAUUCUUUGUGACACUGCAGACACCCCAACUGUUGCCGCUGCCGCCGCAUUGGGCGCACUGCCUGUUCACGCCAACGAACUUCAACUCUGGCCCCAUGUUGACACGCGUGAAUCAAACGCGAUGCUCGACAUGAUGGCAAGGUGCACCAGCGUGACACGCGUCACCCUGCAGCAGGCAUCAGCACGUGCGCUGGAGCUGCUGCACUGCGUCCUGCGCUCUCGCGUGCGAUUGGGCCUCCCGCCCAUCCAGCAAUUGUCUCUACGAUCGAACCCGCUCUUCCAGACCCUCCGACCACCCCGGACCGUGUCAAACCUUGGCAACGUGCAGACGCUGCGCGUCCUGGCUGCCGGCGUUGAGGAGGUCUCCAACAUUUACGAUGUCGAGAAGCUGGAGCUUGCUGCUGACAGCCUGCGGCGCGUGGCGCAGCUGACCAACGUGCGCAUGGUCACCCUGAGCGUGCGCCGACGGAUGGAUCUGGGCUGCCUGCGUGGCGUCCAGCGCGUUGUGCUCAACUUUGUUCACACAGACGCCGACGUUGACAUGGACCUCAGCCUUGACCUGCAGCCGCUUGCACAGGCGCAGCACGUGACACUCAGUAGCGGAGCGUCCAUCACGAAUGAGACGCUGGGCCCCUUGGCGUGCGUGCCGAGUGUCCGUCUCACCAACCUGCAAGGGUUGACAAGUGUUAAUGCACUGGUGGACGUGGAGGAGCUCCAUCUCAGUGCAUGCGAUUACGUCGUCUCUGUUCCCAACCUCCCCCGCUGCAGGCACCUGAGUGCAACCGACACGCAGCUCCUUCCUUUGCUUCGCCGUGCAGGUCGCACUCUUGCAAGCGAGGAGGAGAUGUUCCCACAUCUGGAGCACCUGGUGCUGACAAGAGCAGAGAGAAUGACAUGGCCCAGCCACACACACGUUGACCUGACACCACUGCAGCGGCUGAGGAAACUACAGUCGCUGACAGUUAGAGUUGAGUUCUGCAGUGAGAAUUAUGCUGGCUUGGAGAGCCUGGUCCCGACCCUUCGCUCGUUGAAGCUUUACGCAUCACACGCAAAGCUGCUGACACCAGCACACGCCCAUCUCACCAGCCUCAACGUCAGCGACCUUGUGUAUACGCUUGACGUGUCGCUGCUGCCGGCUCUUCGCCACCUGACUGUGUCUGGCGCGCACUCCUUGGUCGUGUCGCUCGUGAUGGCGGCGCCGAUGGCUGACCCGCCAGUCGUGAAAGGUGUUGCUGCACACAGGCACUUGCAACGCGUGAGCUGUUCGCGUGUGCUGCUCAUGGAUGAAGCCGGUGAGUUGGAGGGCAAACAGGGAGGGCGAGGUGGCGGGGAUGAUGAGAACGGCAUGCAUGAGACUGGAGACGAACGCACAGGGCACACGCAUCACGAUGCUUGCGUUGAUGAUGAUGAUGACGACGACGACGACGACGGCAAAGGCGAUGCGCGUGACGAGCAAGAAGAGCCCGGUGAGCGAGCUGUAGGUCUGAAUGAAGAUAAUGACGGUAGUGGUGGUGGCGAUGACGGAGGCAGCGUGGGCGCCAACUGUGGCAAGCAACGUCGGCGUGGGAGCAACAGGAACGAGGUGGUGCUUGACGGAUUAGCGGAGGCGAAAUUGUGCAAUGUGCAAGGACGUGUAUCGCUCGUGAACACGCGCAAGGUGGAGCUGACAGCGUGCUCCAAGCUGCGCCUGAAUCGGGUACAUAACGUGAGAGAGUGCACGCUGAGCGACUGUGACCUGUCAAUUUGCGAAGACCUGUCUUUCUCCAACGUACACACGCUGCACCUAAACAAGUCAAAGCCCAGUGACUUUGCGUGCCUGUCGCAGGUGCAUCGCGUCGUGGUCGACACUAAACAGGAGUUGCUUGCAGGCACGUGCGAGCGACUUGCAGACACGAUUGGGCCUGGCACACGCAUGGUGAAGGUGACUGCGGCGUCCAAGCGUGUUUACGAACCACACAGGCCGCGGUUGACUGUGUGUGCACAUGACGCCGCCGGCGACAACGAUCUCAAGACCCGCCUGCGCGCACGCGCACGUGAUUACCGCGAGGAGACUGCACCGUGAACGGUGUGUGUGUGUGUGUGUCUGUCUGUGUGUCUGUGUCUGUGUGUGUCUGUGUGUGUCUGUGUGCGACAGAGAGAGAGAGAGAGAGAGAGAGAG
Molecule: messenger RNA, 3037 nt
Organism: Salpingoeca rosetta
Lineage: Eukaryota; Choanoflagellata; Craspedida; Salpingoecidae
Exons: 1
Coding region: 59-2941 (960 amino acids)
Source: RefSeq, a predicted model, not a curated record